Messenger RNA from Oncorhynchus kisutch (coho salmon), 5982 nucleotides. Its product is annotated as F-box only protein 31. The coding region runs from base 125 to 1846 and encodes 573 amino acids. Lineage: Eukaryota; Metazoa; Chordata; Actinopteri; Salmoniformes; Salmonidae. Gene Ontology annotation, molecular function: protein binding. The record is from RefSeq and is a predicted model, not a curated record. Gene Ontology annotation, cellular component: SCF ubiquitin ligase complex. The transcript is spliced from 10 exons. Gene Ontology annotation, biological process: SCF-dependent proteasomal ubiquitin-dependent protein catabolic process.
GCGUCACGUGUUUCCGCCCAGGCAGGGAGAUUGUCGAUACUGCAGUUGUUGUGGUGCAGUAAUGUCAAAGAUUUGUAUAACUAAACAUUCUGUUGUAAUGUUAUCCCUUUGGUGACUACUGCGGAUGGCUGUGUGUGCCAGGCUCUGCGGAGUGGGUCAGUCUCGGAGGUGCAGGCGGCGUCAGCGGCAUAAUCAACAGGAUCAGGGAAGCGACUCCGAUAUGGACGAGGAGGAAGGGGAGCGGAUUGUGGGUGAGACACAAUCCGUCACCGGCGGUCCUGAAAACUCUGCUGCGGCAGGGCCGAGUGUGGCCCAUGAAGCCGCUGCUGAAGCCACUGCUGACAGUGCAAGCACCGUGCCACCGAACCCGCAGUCCCUGUUGGAUCUGCCCCCAGAGAUUUUAGUGGAAGUAUUCUCAUCUCUCCCGGGCACGGAGUUACCAAACCUGGCCCUCGUCUGCAAGAAAUUCAGGCAAAUUCUCAACACGGAAACCAUCUGGAGAAGGCGAUGCACGGAGGAGUUUGGAAUGAGGGAGGACCUGCGCAAGAUGGAGGUGGUGGGUGUGUCCAGUCGGGAGCUCUAUGCCAAACGUGUGAACCCUCGGGUGAAGUCUGGCCGCUUUAUGAAGCUCCUACCGGACUACGAGCACAUGGACUACAGGGACGUGUACAGGCACUUGCUGCACCCAUACAGACACAUCCUGGGUCUUUGGCAGCCUGACAUAGGCCCGUACGGAGGGCUGCUCAACGUGGUGGUUGACGGGCUGUUCAUCAUUGGCUGGAUGUACCUGCCCCCCCACGACCCUCGGGUCGAGGAUCCCAUGAGGAGGCGGCCACUCUUCCGCAUCCACAUGUGGGAGAGCAACAAGGUGGCGGUAGAGUGCAUGUACGGACACAAGGGCCCUCACAAGGGGGACAUCCAAACUGGGAAGAAGGAUGAGUUCUCGACUAAGUGCAACCAGACAGAUCAUCACCGCAUGCCAGGGGGGAGGCAGGAGGAGUUCCGCACAUGGCUGGAGGAGGAGUGGGGGAGGACACUGGAGGACAUCUUCCAUGAGCAUAUGCAGGAGCUCAUUCUUAUGAAGUUCAUCUACACAAGCCAAUACGAUAACUGCCUGACGUACCGGCGGAUCUACCUCCCCCCCCGGAUGCCCUCGGACCUGCUGCAGCCGGGCCUGUUUAAAGGCACCUAUGGCAGCCACGGCCUGGAGAUCGUCAUGCUCAGCUUUCAUGGGCCCUGCGCCAGGGCCACCAAGCUUACUGGGGACCCCAAUGUCCCAGCAGGCCAGCUAACGCUUGACGUGGACCUGAACCGGCCUGUGUGCCUGCCGGAUCUGGUGCACCAGCGCAGCAUAGAAGAGCUGUCUCGCCUGGUGCUGGGGAUGCACGAGGAGGCGCAGCGGGAGGUGCAGAACCCAGACGUGGCCCCCCAGGGAGCUGCUUCAGAGGGGGCUGUGGCUGGUGGUGCUGGGGCAGCGGGGCUGGAGUCGGCUAUGGAAGCCCAGUCAGAGAGCCCCCAGCCUGGGCCCAGUAGCAGCAGUGCUUCCUCAGAGGCCCAGCCUUUCGUCCUGCCUCUGGGGGUCAUGACCCGCAAUGAGGUUUACCCCCGAACCUGCAAGAUGUGCUUCUACGGAACAGGCCUGAUUGCAGGCCACGGCUUCACAAGUCCGGAGCGCACACCGGGCCUGUUUGUCCUGUUCGACGAAGACCACUUCGGCUUCAUCUGGCUAGAGCUCAAGUCGUUCAGCCUUUACAGCCGCCUGACGGACCGGCUGGCCCACGCCUAUGCCCCCGACAUGGAGCGCUUUGAGGCCAUGCUGCGCAACAUGCAGUCCUGGACAUCCUGAUGGGGCAGACAGAUACAGGCUUACCUAGACCCCGUACACACAUCCCGAGUGUUGACCACACCUGGAAAACAUUUGGGAACCUAGUUGUAACCUAUAACUAAGGCCCGUUGUUUUUUCCUGAUCAGGUUAUGUGGUUAGGCAAAACUCCAGGUCUUAGUUAUCACUCAUGUAUGUAUAUCUUUCCCCUAUAGAACCCUGAAAUGCUUACACACAGAAAAGCCCCAUAUAUACUACUCCUGUAGAAUCUCUCUCUACUGUACACAGCUUCACAAUCCAAAAUCACCUCUACACUGUCCCACACAUUUCUGGCCCUGGCCAGAAACAACCUUUUGCCCUACCCCCUAGGCACCUGAAGUAUCCUUGCUUCCUGUCCCAUGUUUCCCCUCUUUUCACCUCCACAUGACAUCGGUAUCUCUGCUGCGGCAUACCCAGAGGUCAUAUGAUAUGACAAAGGCUUCCUUAACAGCUUAUUGUUAUUAAUUUUUAAACCAGAGAAGAGGAUUUUACUUUUCAUCCCACAAACCCCAGAACAAACGCUCUGUGCCUCUGAGUUGUAAUAUGUACACCAUGUCUGUAUUGCCUAAUGCUACAGUGCCUUGCAAAGUAUUCAUCCCCCUUGGCGUGCAACCAAUUACCUUCAGAAGUCACAUAAUUAGUUAGAUUGCACACAGGUGGACUUUAUUUAAGUGUCACAUGAUCUCUGUAUAUAUACACCUGUUUUGAAAGGCCCCAGAGUCUGCAACACCACUAAGCAAGGGGCACCACCAAGCAAGCGGCACCAUCAAGACCAAGGAGCUGUCCAAACCGGUCAGGGACAUAGUUGUGGAGAAGUACAGAUCAGGGUUGGGUUAUAAAAAGAUAUCUGAAACUUUGAACAUUCCACGGAGCACCAGCCAAUGAAAUUGCAGGGCGCCAAAUACAAAUCAACAGAAAUCUCAUAAAUCAAAUGUCCAAAACAUAUAAGUAUUAGGCACCAUUUUAAAGAUACAGUUCUCGUUAAUUCAGCCACAGUGUCUGAUUUCAAAAAUGUUUUACAGUGAAAGCUCCACAAACGAUUAUGUUAGGUCACCACCAACUCACAGAAAAACCCAGCCAUUUUUCCAGCCAAAGAGAGGAGUCACAAAAAGCACAAAUAGAGAGAAAAUUAAUCACUAACCUUUGAUGAUCUUCAUCAGAUGACACAAUACAUGUUUUGUUCGGUAAAGUUCAUAUUUAUAUCCAAAAAUCUUACUUUACAUUGGCGUGUUACGUUCAGUAGUUCCAAAACAUGCAGUGAUUUUGCAGAGAGCCACAUGAAUUCACAGAAAUACUCAUAAUAAAUGUUGAUGAAAAUACAACUAUUAUACAUGAAACUUUAGAUGCACUUCUCCUUAAUGCAACCGCUGUGUCAGAUUUCAAAAAAACUGAAAAAGCAUAAUCUGAGAACGGCGCUCAGAGCCCAAACCAGCCAGAGAAAUAUCCUCCAUGUUGGGUAGUCAACAUUAUUCAUAAAUAGCAUUAUAAAUAUUCACUUACCUUUGAUGAUCUUCAUCAGAAUGCACUCCCAGGAAUUGCAGUUCCACAAUAAAUGCUUGUUUUGUUCGAUAAUGUCUAUCAUUUAUGUCCAUUUAUGUCCAAUAGCUUCUUUUGUUAGGGCGUUUGGUAAACGAAUCCAAAAGCGCGAUCCGGUCCAUUCAGACGAAACGUUCAAAAAGUUAUAUUACAGGUCGAAGAAACUUGUCAAACUAAGUAUAGAAUCAAUCUUUAGGAUGUUUUUAUCAUUAAAGUUCAAUAAUGUUCCAACCGGAGAAUUCCAUUGUCUGUAUAAAAGCAAUGGAACGAGAGCUACCUCUCAAGUGAAAGCGUGUGACUGAGAACGAGGCUGUAGUCAGACCCCUUCGUCAAACAGCUCCCAUCCGGCACCCCUUCACAUGAGAAGCCUGAAACAACGUUCUGAAGACGGUUGACAUCUAGUGGAAGCCUUAGGAAGUGCACAAUAACCCAUAUCCCACUGUGUAUUCGAUAGGGGUGAGUUCAAAAACUACAAACCUCAGAUUUCCCACUUCCUGGAUUUCUCAGGUUUUUGCCUGCCAUAUGAGUUCUGUUAUACUCAGACAUCAUUCAAACAGUUUUAGAAACUUCAGAGUGUUUUCUAUCCAAUACGAAUAAUAAUAUGCAUAUAUUAGCAUCUGGGACUGAGUAGGAGGCAGUUCACUCUGGGCACGCUAUUCAUCCAAAAGUGAAAAUGCUGCCCCCUAUCCCAAACAAGUUUUAACUCCAUUAUUAAAAAAUUGAAAGAAUAUGGCAACUCAACAAACCUGACAAGAAGGCGGCCCACCAAAACUCAUGGACCAAGCAAGGAGGGCAUUAAUCAGAGGCAAUUAAGAGAUCAAAGAUAACCCUGAAGGAGCUGCAACGCUCUACAGGGAGAUUGGAUUAUCUGUCCAUAGGACCACUUUAAGCCAUACACUCCACAGAGCUGGGCUUUAUGGAAGAGUUGCCAUAAAAAAGCAAUUGCUUAAAGAAAAAAAUAACAAACACGUUUGGUGGUCGCCAAAAGGCAUGUGGGACACUCCCCAAACAUAUGGAAGAAGGUACUCUGGUCAGAUGACACUAAAAUGUAGCUUUUUGGCCAUCAAGGAAAACACUAUGUCUGGCACAAACCCAACACCUUUCCUCACCCUGAGAACACCAUCCCCACAGUGAAGCAUGGUGGUGGCAGUAUCAUGCUGUGGGGAUGUUCAAAGUGGUAGGCAUGUUGUGUAAAUCAAAUUAUAUAACACCCCCCCCCCAAAAAAAAACGAAACAAUUUUAAAUCCAGGUUUUAAGGCAACAAAAUAGGAAAAAUGCCAAGGGUGGUAAAUACUUUUGCAAGUCAUUGUAAGAGAAGUGAGUGGAAUUUCUACUAAAAAUGAUUCUUUAAUGAUUUUGUUUGGAUGCAUGCUGUAUUUUCAGUUUAAUGCCACCUGUUUCCAAUACUCUUAUUCACAAUCUGAGACACUUUUGGUUUGCUAUAUAUUAGUGUGUACAUUGCUCUUAGUUUGGUUCACAGGUGGCAUUAUGGUGUUAGAAAAGAUCUCCGGUGCUUUUACUCUUUUCGUCACAUGGUCAAGGAAAAUAUAAUGUAUUUUAAUAUUACGCAAUUGGGCAUUUGCAUAUCAGAAAUUGCUACUUUUUAUUUUCAAAAUAAUUCUGAUGGAUAGUAUGUAGUAAAAUGGAAAUAUUUAAUGACUGGAUGUUUCAACAUAUUAGUAUUUUCUACAUGUUGGCAAAAAGCUUACGCUGUACUGUAGCUGUAUCAGCCAUUUGUAUUUAGACUGAUAGCAUAUUGCCCUAUUGGAUGCUUUUAACAGGAUGUUAUAAAGGUAUUGCAACACCCGUUAGGAUAAUGGCUGUUUGCAAAACAAAAUGCUAUUCAAGGUUCUCAUCUUUAUUCCCAUUUGGACCCCAGGAAGAGUAGCUGCUGCUGCGUUAGUAGCAGCUAAUUGGGACCCUACUGAAUACUAAAUCAUACUGUACAUUUACAUUACGAAAAGUGUUCUGGCAGUACAGUGGAUGGUUUUGUCCCAACUCCUCUAUGGAUUCCUUUCCUUGAUCCCUUACCUUCAUGACCACGAAUCCUUCAUGAUCACGAAUGGCUGAAGGGACUGGAAGGGUUUUCCACCAUGUGGCUUCCCCCCCCCCCAUCUUCUCCUGACGACAGGUCAGUGAUCAUGGAGGGCAGGACAUAAGGAAAGGAAGCUAAGUUGAUAGUAUUGAGACAGUCACUAACUCCGAGGCUCCAUUCAAAGCAGUUAUUUUGUAUCAGACUGCAGCUUUACUAACGUUUGAAAAAAAAAAAGCUCUAGCGAGAGUAAAGAAGUAAUAUAUAUUAAUGAAUGGAACCUAUUUAAUAAGCUUAUUUUAAAUAUUUUUGGGGACAGCUGUAGAAAUAUUUGCAUCAUUACUUGGUUGAUUUGAGUUUUGUAAGUAGCGCUUCUGUGGUCAGCUGUUUAAAUGAAGCACCUUUGUAAAUUGAGUCUUGCGCUUUGUAAAUCGUCAAUCCCAGAGGCACAACCCUGCUUGAAACUGUUAGACCUGUUGAACUGCUCACUCUGACUUCAGUUCUGCAGUUUAAGUGUCCUUUCUCUUAACAAUAAUAAAAAAGAAUAACAAAU